GACAUUACGUGUAAACAAGAAGGACGUAAGUAAAGUAGUAGUCACGGGUGCAGGGUGCGAAGGUCACUUCGAGAGCAGUACUAGCUCCCCGAUUGUUGUGAAGUACGACACGAAAGAGAUUGGACACGAGAGUUGAAAAGCGCAGGGACGCUUAGCGCGAAGAACUGCAGGCAUAAACCAUCAUGGGGCAGGCAUCAUGCAAGACAGGCCCAUCUGUGUUCCUCUGCCACGCCGGAGAAGACAAGGACAGAUUUGUGGAACCUUUGUACAAAGCUUUGGUAGCAAAGGCCUUAAAUCUGAUGACAUCUUUUAUGACAAAUUCAGUAUUGAAGCAGGCGAUCAGAUCAAACAAUCUAUUGAGUCAGCCAUAGCUAACUCAAACUUACGGCUGGUUGUAAUAGUUUUGAGCAGAAGCCUCCUUUCCGAACACAAGUACUGGCCUAAAAGAGAAUUUGAGCUGGCCCAAAAACAUGGGUUACAGAUUAUUCCGAUCUGGCUUGAUUACGACUUAAGCGAUUUUGAUACGCUGGUGAGAAAAUACUCGCCGACUUUGAAAGAACUAAGGGCACACUGUGUCGCCUGUGACAGUCAAACGGGACUAGUUAACGACCGUAACAUACAGGCCGUUGCAGAUGACAUCAUCAGCAAGACAGCAAAACGUAGCAACACAGGGUAUGGUCACUUCGGCGUCUGGGCCAUGGUUGCUGUCAUCGCAGUCGUCAUUGCAGUCAUUUUAGGAUUUUAUCUAAUAACUAGAGAUGACCCAUAUAUCUCAGCGACGGCAUCCUUCCUAAAAACACUCUACGACAAACGCUACUCAUACAUCCAGCCAUUGCCAUGGAAACCGGGACUUCGCUUCGGACUUGCUGAUGGGUACAUCAACCUGCGAAUGCAGAGAGAAAGCGACAGGGGGAGCUUCAUCACGCCGGCAGAAGUUGUUACACCAAGUGAACUAGUAUUUAACUCACAUGAAAAUUCACGCAAAGGUAAACCAACUAGGAUUAUAGUUGAAGGGGAACCAGGAGGGGGAAGUCAACACUGUGUAGAAAGUUGGUGAUAGAUUGGGUAGGGAGGAUUACUAAAUUCACACUGGUAUUUCUUAUAGGGUUACGUCGUUUUAACGGGAGUGUCAUGGAUUCAGUUUAUGAUCAGCUUCUAGGGGAUAAUCUAGACAUCAGCAAAACAGAAUUGAAGGAGUACAUCAAGCAUCAUCAGGAGAAAGUGUGUUUCAUACUGGAUGGUUUUGAUGAGCUAAAUGUGGAAUAUCAAAAGAAUUCAGACGUUCUUGAUCUUAUCAAAGGGAAAAUAUUCUAUGGUAGCACGGUCUUAGUAACGUCUCGCCCCUUAAAGCUUCGCGAAGUGUUGAAAGAUUCUGAUGCAUUUUACAAAAUUGUCGGUUUCAGACAAGAUCAAAAAGACGAAAUCUUUCAAAAGUAUUUCAUCAAUGAUUCCAACUCUGCCAAUGAACUCUCUGCAACAGUUUCAAAGAAUCAUUACUUGAAAGAAAUCACAGAAAACCCACUGAAUGCACUCCUGAUCUGUGUACUGUGGGAGGACAACAACCAGAGACUGCCUAAAACCAAAACUGAACUGUAUGGAGAAGUGGUAAAAAGUAUAACAAAGCGAUACUGUGCUAAAUUUGACAUUAAAUGUGACGGAAGGUCUUUUCCAGCUAGUAUGGAUGUAUUGUUGCUGUCUCAGGGAAGGCUGGCAUGGAAGGGAUCAAAGAUUAAUAAGUUUCAUUUUGACAUUGAUGAUAUGGAAGGAGAGAAAACAACAGACGUGCUACCUCUAGGCAUGAUGGUACAAGGAGAAACUGACUCCAGAACUAGUGGAUACGCCUACGUAUCCUUUCUCCAUCCAACGCUCCAAGAAUUCAUGGCUGCUUACUAUAUCCAUCACAUGUUAACGUUGCACAAAGAAGGCGCUUUAACUGCAGAGUUACUGAACACAAUUGUGAAAAGGGAGGAGUUAGAAGGGAUUCUCAUCUUCUUGUGUGGCUUGUCAGGUGACCAGGCGAAACCGUUGCUAGAUGAUUUUCAUGAUGCCACCAAUGAAAAAGCCUUAACAAUGAAAGAAGAGUACGUUUUAAAAAGUCUUGUCCGUCGCUGUCUCACCUGUUUGGGUGCCACCAAUGUUGCUGCCAAACUGGCUGAUACCGUUGCUCCUGCUAUGCCCGAAGAAGUAGUGUUUGAUUUUGACUAUCUGUCAGUUGAAUGGACUGAAGGAUUUAUUGCCAUUGUUCAAUUCCUACAAAAGAGCUCAGAUGACACUCUGCAGAAGACAUUUCGGACUUUGGUGCUAGCAUCUAUUCAUUGGGCAGUUGAUAUACCCAGGGAUAUGUUAGUACGUUUCAGAAGUGUGCUAGAAUCGACCACAGUUGUUGAAUCUGUCAUAAUGACUGGUUGGUCUAUGCCCCUUCUCCCAACAGCAAACAACACAGUUCUGAGAUCAUCUUUAAGUGAGUUUUUCCCUGAUGACAGAUUGAAAAAAGUAAAAAUUACAGUCCAUGCAGCGGCAGACGCCGUCGGUCCUUUGAAAUGUAUGACGCUUUCGGACAUGUUUGACGACUUGAGAAAAAAGAGAAAUGUAAACGAAAUUAGCAUUUCCGUUUUCACGGCGUCAGAAACCUCGUACUGUGGUGCAAUAUCGCGACUGCUUCAGAGUCAAACCUCGCUAAAGUCAUUUGCCUUGGACGUGUCAUUAUUACAUACAACUCAAGGAUGUCAGGAUUUUCGUGUCGUGUUGGAUGCGAUAAAAAAUCACCAGUCCCUUUAUUCUGUUUCCAUGAAACAGCCAGCUGAUGCAAUUGUCUCCGACCGUACACAUAACGCGUCCGCUGUGUUGAUCUCUAUUGCACAGAUAAUCCGUGAGAACCGAAUUCUUACGUCUUUCCAUCUACACAUUUGGAACUGUAACUCCCCCUGUAGCAGGUUCGCCUUGACGGAACUAGCAGAAGCCAUCAGAAGUAACCGUGACAUUUUGAAAGAGGUAACAAUUUAUGGUUUUCCUGUGGAGAACGAAUCAGAUCAAGAUGUUGUGUAUGACAUCAUGAGGAAUAAACCAUCCACUAUGAGGACACUCGAGUUAUCGAUGGAUACACGGUCGCCAUUUAGCUACCUAUAGCCAUAUUAUAUAUACAUGACACAUGCUGUAUGUUGUAUGUCAGGUGACAGACCCCGAUCCGCCAUAACCGAUAAGGAUCACGAUCGGGGCCUUUGUCGACAAUGAUAUAUGUAAUGUAUGCAUUUGAAACAAUUUUAUGAACAUUAAAAAAA
Molecule: messenger RNA, 3278 nt
Organism: Branchiostoma belcheri (Belcher's lancelet)
Lineage: Eukaryota; Metazoa; Chordata; Leptocardii; Amphioxiformes; Branchiostomatidae
Exons: 5
Coding region: 1132-3126 (664 amino acids)
Source: RefSeq, a predicted model, not a curated record